Salvia miltiorrhiza (redroot sage) is the source of this 3050-nucleotide messenger RNA. RefSeq names its product putative late blight resistance protein homolog R1A-10. Lineage: Eukaryota; Viridiplantae; Streptophyta; Magnoliopsida; Lamiales; Lamiaceae. The record is from RefSeq and is a predicted model, not a curated record. The transcript has 3 exons. Gene Ontology annotation, molecular function: ADP binding. Bases 663 to 2795 code for a protein of 710 amino acids. Gene Ontology annotation, biological process: defense response to other organism.
GGUAUAUAUUGAAUACAAGAAUAAAGAAUCUCUUCUUCUUCGUUCACACACUCCUCUCAUAUUCUGCUUUCCUCUGCAACUCCUAAAACAACCAUGGCAGCUGCUUAUGCAACUCUUGUUUCUGCUAUGAAUAUCAUAAACAGCCUUCACCAUCAUCCCCACCCUCCUAUUUCUCUCCCCAUUCAACAAGUUGAGUCUCUCACUCAAAAGAUUCAUUUCCUGCUCGAAUUUCUCGAGGGGUAUAACCCCCAUCGUGAUUACUCCAAAGAAGCCGAUCCAUUGGAGUGUCGCAUUGCAGAUGCAGCUUAUGCGGCCGAACACGCCAUUGAAUCUCAUAUUCAAGCUUCUUCGAUUCCGCAGCAGAGUAGCAUUCUGGGUGCUGAUUAUGUCAAGCUUCAAAUGAGAGAUGAGCUCACUUCUCAGUGCUAUGAUCUCUCAAAAAAAAAAAAAAGAAAAAAAAAAAGAAAAAAAAAAGGGGGAGUUGGAGUCAAACAAAUAAUGGAGAAAAUGUUGUUCCUCUCGAGAAGGUGAUAAAAGACAUUGCUUCGAUCGAAGAGGAGGCCAAGCAAAUUCAAGGUAGAGUUGGAGUCCAACAUCAGCCGCGCACAAAGCCAACGCCUUUGGAUUCGUCGAGAUCUUCCUCGAUUCCGCAGCAGAGUAGCAUGGUGGGUGCUGAUGAUGUCAAGCUUCAGAUGAUAGAUAAGCUCACUUCUCAUUGCCGCGAUCUACAAAUCAUUCCCAUUGUAGGGAUGGGCGGCUCUGGUAAGACCACUCUUGCUAGAACUAUUUAUGGGCUACCAUCUCUCAAGAAGCAUUUUUAUAUUUGUGCUUGGGCUACUAUCUCUCAAGAAUAUACCAUUAGAGAAAUUUUUGCAUCUGUUCUUCGUCAGUUAAAUAUAGAAGUUGAUGACAAUUUGAGGGAUCAUGAAUUAGGAAAUAAAUUGUAUCAACAUCUUUUCCAUAGAAGAUUCCUAAUUAUAAUGGAUGAUAUGUGGAGCAUUGAUGCAUGGGAUAGAGUUAGAAAUUAUUUUCCAAAUAACAAAAAUGGUAGCCGAAUAGUGGUAACAACUAGGCUAUCGGAUUUGGCUUCUAAAUUAUCCAACUCUGAUAGCCUUGGGAUGGAACUUUUGGAUGAGGCUCAUAGUUGGGAGCUUCUCUCCAAAAUUGUGUUUGGGGAAAAAGGUUGCCCACUUGAAUUGGAGGAAAUUGGAAAAGAGAUUGGAAAAAGCUGCAAAGGACUUCCAUUGUCAAUUGUCGUGGUGGGAGGUCUUUUGGCCGAGUCCAAACAUGAAAAAGAGUGUUGGGAAGAGAUAGGGGAAAACUUGAAUGCAACUGUUAAUUUAGAGGAUGAUGAACAUUGCUUGAAAAUACUAUACAUGAGUUACAAGCAAUUGCCAAUACAUUUGAAACCAUGUUUUCUCUAUAUGGGAGUUUUUCCCGAAGAUGAGGAGAUUAGUACGUCAGAGCUCAGUAGAUAUUGGAUUGCGGAAGGAUUUGUGAAAGCAGUAAGUGGGAAAAGCUUGGAAGAGAUAGCUAAAGGGUAUUUAAAAGACCUUAUUGGUAGAAAUCUUAUUUUAAAGAGUACUGGAACUAGAGGAAGGAAGUGGGAAAAGAAGUGCUGCCAAAUUCAUGACUUGUUGAGAGACUUGUGCUUGAGAGAAGCUGAAAAAGAAAGGUUUUAUAAUAGGGCAUCAGAUAAUGUAGGCAUAAGCCUCUUGCCGCCUAUGUCACAAGCUCGUUCUUUGACGUGGAAUGUUGGACGAGAAAUAUCACCUCUGAAUAUGAGUUUGUCGAGGAUAGUGAAAAUAACUGAAAACCAAUGGCCCGAAGUAAAAUUAUUGAGACAGGCGGAUCAAUUAGUUAACUCACGAUUCGUUGAAAUACGUUCUUGCAUAAUAAGAGAGAGAAAUUUUUGUUGUUCAAUAUGGCGAUUUUGGAAUCUACAAACACUAAUUGUUGAGGGUGGCAAUGUGGUUACUGCGCCAACUGAGUUUUGGUACAUGCCUCGCAUCAGGCAUGUUGAGUUCAAGCGUGGACUUCGUCUCACAGAUCCUCCUAACGACCAAGAUGACAUUGUUUUGGAAAAUCUGCAAACGCUGGGAAGAAUAUUUGAUUUCAAGUGUAGUGAACAAGUGGUCAAAAAAAUUCCCAAUAUAAAAGAAUUGGUAUUUUGUAAUGGGGGAAAGCGCGAUCAUGAUAUGUAUUGUUUGAGCCAUCUCGAUUGUCUAACUAAACUUGACUCCUUGCAUUGCGUGUUUAGAGGAAAGUAUGUAAUCAACUUUCCCCAUUCGCUCAAGAAAUUGAUUCUUUGUAUCGUCGACCGACUCGACCCAUUGGGUAUUUUGUGGGGAGACAUAUUGGAUAAGAUAGGUGUGUUGCCCCAUCUUCGAAAGCUCUCACUUACCUAUGGGAGGUUCAAGAAAGGGAAGUGGGAAACAACUGAAGGCCAAUUUCGUAGCCUCAAAUUCUUGUCUCUUUGCGGUUAUAAUCUAGAAAUCUGGAAAAUUGAAAGCUCCCACUUUCCAUGCCUUGAGCGCCUUCAUCUUCUUUUUCUAAAGAAGUUGCGGGAAAUCCCUUUAGAGUUCGCAGAAAUACCCACACUUAGAGAAAUAGUUGUGGAAUAUUGCAGUUAUUCGGCAUUGGUUUCUGCAAAAAGAAUAUCAGAGGAACACGAGGACUAUUACGGGGAAGGAGCCCUUCAAGUUCGCGUUCAAUUCUGGAGAGAGAACACCGCAGCAGAAGUGGAGAGCUUGGCUAGUCCUAACUUUUUUGUUAAACAAAUGAAACUAAGGUAGUGUAUAGCGAAAGCGCACAGCACAGAAUGAAUCCAUAUCUAACUCGACCGGUCGAACCAACAAUCCGGCAACUUCGGCAGCCGCAUCCCUUGCUUUCACUACAUACUAGCAUACUUGAUUAAUAUAUUAGCUUUUGUUAUGAUAGAAUUGAUUGAAUAUUUGAGAUAUAUAUUAGUAUUUUUUUCGAAUCAUUUGAUAUCUUUGUAGUGAACACUUUAUUUGUGUAGAUGAAAAAAAGUAUUAGAGUUGGUGUUU